AUGAAGCCUCCCCCUGUCCUGACCUUCCUUUGCCUCCUGGUGGCCCUGGCUGGCGGGAACCUGGUCCAGUUUGGGUUGAUGAUUGAGAAGAUGACGGGGAAGCCGGCGCUGCAGUACAAUGACUACGGCUGCUACUGCGGCAUUGGCGGCUCCCACUGGCCAGUGGACCCGACCGACUGGUGCUGCCAUGCCCAUGACUGCUGCUACGGGCGUCUGGAGAAGCUGGGCUGUGACCCCAAAAUGGAGAAGUAUAUUUUCUCUGUCAAUGAGCAUAGCAUCUUCUGUGCCGGCAAAACCGCCUGCCAGUGGCAGACUUGCGAGUGUGACAAGAGGGCUGCACUCUGCUUUCGCCAAAACCUGGACACCUACGACCGCAAAUAUGCCCAUUACCCCAACAAGCUGUGCACCGGACCCACCCCGCCCUGCUAA
Molecule: messenger RNA, 429 nt
Organism: Galeopterus variegatus (Sunda flying lemur)
Lineage: Eukaryota; Metazoa; Chordata; Mammalia; Dermoptera; Cynocephalidae
Gene: PLA2G2E
Product: phospholipase A2, group IIE
Exons: 4
Coding region: 1-429 (142 amino acids)
Biological process (GO): lipid catabolic process; negative regulation of T cell proliferation; phospholipid metabolic process
Molecular function (GO): calcium ion binding; phospholipid binding
Source: RefSeq, a predicted model, not a curated record